AUGCCUCCCAGAGGCACAGCAGCUGUGCGGCGACUGCUGAACAUUACAACACAAGCUCGGUCAUAUUCGGCGCCAGCAGACCGAUCAAUACCAGCAGCCAAGCAAAAGUACGUGCCUUCCUCGGGUACUUAUCCAAAGGGGUUCCUCGCAGGAAGUGCAUUCGCUGGUGUGAAAGCCAGCAAUACCAAGUACGAUGAUCUGGCCCUGGUCGUGUCCGAAGAACCCUGCCCGGCAGCUGCCAUCUUCACGAAGAACAUCUUCCAGGCUGCUCCUGUAAAGGUCUCCAAAUCUUGGCUUGCAAAAUCACGGUCAGAAGGCCAGACUUUCAGAGGCGUCGUCGUGAACUCGGGCUGUGCAAAUGCAGUGACGGGCAAAGUCGGUCAGGAGCAUGCGGAGGCGAUGGCUCGUAAGACAGACGAAUGCUUCUCAGACGCAGAUGAAACUCCAAAAACGCUGGUCAUGAGCACUGGUGUCAUUGGCCAACGACUUCCAAUCGACCGUAUCACUGAAGCGAUCCCACACUUACAUUCAAAUCUUGGAUCAACUCACGAUCACUGGUUGGAUGCUGCCAAGGCCAUAUGUACCACGGACACCUUCCCCAAACUCCUGUCGCGCACAUUUACUCUACCCUCCCACCCAGACACGACUUACAGCAUUGCCGGAAUGACCAAAGGUGCGGGCAUGAUCCAUCCAAACAUGGGAACUCUUCUCGGCAUCAUCUGCACAGAUGCAAAGAUUGACCCGCGCUCAAUGAAGAAACUGCUUGACAAGGCAGCGAGACAUUCGUUCAACAGCAUCUCCAUCGAUGGCGAUACCAGCACCAAUGACACAGUCGCUUUCUUCGCCAAUGGCGCAGCUGCACCACCCGGCGCCGACCCAAUUGCCCUUGCCACCGUGGACGAACGAGCGAAGGUUUUCGGUCCGCCCAGAUUGAAUGCAGACACCAAGGCUUUCGCCACAGAACUCAGCAACUUCAUGACUGAUCUAGCCAAGCUUGUCGUCCGCGAUGGCGAAGGUGCCACCAAGUUCGUCACCAUUCGCGUGCGGUCAGACGUCGACUACCCAACCGCCAAGCGCGCCGCGGUCAGCAUCGCCAGAUCCGCGCUGGUCAAGACGGCUUUGUAUGGCAAGGACGCUAACUGGGGCCGGAUCCUCUGCGCGAUCGGGUACGCGCCAGGAAUCAUGUCCAGCCCCGAACUCCCCGCCGUGGAUUUCCCCAAGGUCAAAGACAGCGACUCAUUGAAACAAGUCCGGCCUGACUUUACCAGCGUAUCGUUCAUUCCCGCGGACGGAAGCGAAGAGCUGAAGCUGCUCGUCCGCGGCGAGCCAGAGGAGGUGGACGAGGUGCGCGCCAAGCAGAUUCUGGAAAUGGAGGACCUGGAAAUCCUUGUCCGUCUCGAUGACUUCCCGCCACCUAGGGGGGACCUAAUUAGGUCCCACGAGGCGGUCAUGUAUACGUGCGAUCUCAGUCACGAGUAUGUGACUAUCAAUGGUGACUAUCGAACGUAG
This is a messenger RNA of Zasmidium cellare ATCC 36951, 1509 nucleotides long. RefSeq lists its product as uncharacterized. The record is from RefSeq and is a predicted model, not a curated record. Gene Ontology annotation, biological process: L-ornithine biosynthetic process; L-arginine biosynthetic process. Lineage: Eukaryota; Fungi; Ascomycota; Dothideomycetes; Mycosphaerellales; Mycosphaerellaceae. The transcript has a single exon. The coding region runs from base 1 to 1509 and encodes 502 amino acids. Gene Ontology annotation, cellular component: mitochondrial matrix. Gene Ontology annotation, molecular function: L-glutamate N-acetyltransferase activity, acting on acetyl-L-ornithine as donor; L-glutamate N-acetyltransferase activity, acting on acetyl-CoA as donor.